This is a messenger RNA of Pisolithus orientalis, 636 nucleotides long. Its product is annotated as snare-like protein. The transcript has 3 exons. Bases 1 to 636 code for a protein of 211 amino acids. NCBI's taxonomy places the organism in Eukaryota, Fungi, Basidiomycota, Agaricomycetes, Boletales, Pisolithaceae. Gene Ontology annotation, cellular component: TRAPP complex. The record is from RefSeq and is a predicted model, not a curated record. Gene Ontology annotation, biological process: endoplasmic reticulum to Golgi vesicle-mediated transport.
AUGACGAUCUAUAGUCUCUACGUUUUCGAUAGACAUUGUGCCUGCGUAUAUUAUCAUGACUGGCACCGUACCAAGCAGACGAGGCCGGCCAUGGAGGGAGGGCUUUUGAAGGCCGUGUCUCGUGCUGUUGCUCCACGACAGGUUGAUAGCGGCACCACUGCUGCUCCUUCGACAUUUAGUAGUCCAAGGAAUACUCUCGUAUCCACCACUGGUGCUGUCGUUGCUAUCGGCGAAGACCCUUCAACUGGCACAGCACCGCCAACAGCAACCGUUAGACCCGGGCUCAACACACUCACGUUCGACGAAGAGGCGAAGCUUGUUUAUGGUGUCAUACUUUCACUACGGAAUAUGAUCAAAAAACUUUCUGGGAGAGAUGAACACUUCACGAGUUUUCGCACGUCGACAUACAAAUUACAUCUCUACGAGACGCUGUCGGGGUACAAAUUUAUUAUGUUGAGUGAUCCGUCCACCGACGGCCUGCGGUUCGUCUUGCGGCAGAUCUACAGCGGGCCGUUCGUGGACUACGUCGCUCGAAACCCUCUUGUUCCAAUGGACUCGAGGGAACAGGGCAUCGAUAAUGAGUAUUUCCGAGCCAGCGUGGAUCGCAUGGUUCGCGGUUUAUCUGUCUUUGCCUAA